AUGGCUACCCAGAGCAUCGCUCGCCCCACGGCGAACCAUUUCGGCAAAGAAUCGGCCGGCGGUGCGACGAGGACCGGCGUCACCUCGAACGCCUCGGCCGCCACCGUCAUGCCCGCUGAUGAUGCCAGUGCAGCUCCUGCGAUCGCCCAAUGGGACCUAUUCAACCCUGCGCUGAAACGUCAGGACUCGGAACAGUCACGGAUGCAGUCCGAAGAAGAGAUCCUGAGGCGCAUUCCGCCGUUCCCGUACGCGGAUCUGCUCGACAAGCAGCACUUUGGCGACUGGCGCGACGAGCUGCGCGACCACGGCUUCGCCGUCGUCAAGGAGGCGAUCCCGCGCGAGAAGGCGUUGCAAUACCGCGAACGAGCAUUCGACUGGCUCGCCGGACAUGGCUAUGGCUUCAAAAAGGACGACCCGGCCACGCAUACGCAGAAACAUUUGCCCAUGCACUUCAAAGGCGGCAGUGAGUUCUCGGACCAGCCCGAGCGGCGCGGCGGAUUGUCCACUGGUCGCGGUGGACGGGACAGGAGUGCCUGAAUUGCCCGUGUACGAGACAGGAGUGCCUAAAUUGCCCACCCGCCUUCUCAUCUCCUUUGCAGUGUACCAUGGUGGCGCCUACUCGAUGGGUCAACAGCAAUGGGUUUGGGACAUUCGGUACGUUCGAAGAUGUCUCCUUAAAGGAUUGUUCGGCUCAAAGGUCUCUCCUCCUCCAGAUGCGAACCCGGUGUUGUCGGAGCAUUCGCGAAUUUGUGGGGAACCGAUGAGCUUGUUUGCAGCUUUGAUGGUUUGUCCGGAACCUGGAUUUUUACUUUUGUCAUCGCUCGUCGAGCUAACUCGCUCUCGGGAAAUCAUGUCUACGCAUUCGGUCGUCUCCUUUCUUAGGCGGAUCGCUAAUGAUGCCUGGCCAAGGACCCAAGAAGGGCGAGCCAGGAUCGGCGUGGCAACACAUCGACCAGCACCCCCUUCGCAAAGGUUUCUUCGUCGCGCAAGGCAUUGUUAACCUCAACGAGAACGGCCCCGACGACGGUGGCUUGCUCGUGAUGAAGGGCUCCAACAAGUUGAUGAAGCAGUUUUUCGACCUUCACGGGCGACCACCCUUGCCCGAUGGCACUCGGAUCGACAGCCACACCUUUAGCGACGAGGAAAAGCAGUGGUUCAUUGAUCAAGGGUCAGUCCUCCCCUAAAGUUGACGACAUGUGAGCACCAAGCUGACCUUCGGUGAUUUGGCCCUGCUCAGUUGCGAGUGGCUCAAGGUAUGCGCGGGUCCCGGUGAUCUCAUCCUUUGGGACUCUUCGACGAUGCACCAGAACGAGCCCCCAAGUGGUACUCGCGAUCGUAUGGUCACGUGUAAGUCUCAUGGGAUCGGUGAGGCGGUGGCCUCCUGAGCACGUUCAAACCAAUACUGACACCGAUAUAUGCGUUAUUCCAUUGUAGACGUCUGCAUGGGCCCUGCUUCGCUCGUCUCCGAACAGGACAAGAAAGUUCGUGACCUGGCCUUCCAAAAGGGUGACGGGACCUCGCACGCCCCUUUCCACGGCGCCGACUCGGUUUCUCGGUCCGAAGGUCGCAUUCGUCCCGAAACGGGCAAACCGGACCCUCUCUUCACCCAAAGCUUGGAUCCGGUCAAGCCCACGCCCCAAGUGCUCAAAUUGGCCGGUGUCGUUCCUUACUGA
Messenger RNA from Microbotryum saponariae, 1673 nucleotides. Lineage: Eukaryota; Fungi; Basidiomycota; Microbotryomycetes; Microbotryales; Microbotryaceae. The record is from the annotation of a GenBank genome assembly.